Molecule: messenger RNA, 1656 nt
Organism: Rhipicephalus sanguineus (brown dog tick)
Lineage: Eukaryota; Metazoa; Arthropoda; Arachnida; Ixodida; Ixodidae
Exons: 5
Coding region: 1-1635 (544 amino acids)
Source: RefSeq, a predicted model, not a curated record
AUGCUUCGAGUUCCACUGUUCGUGGUUGUGCUGUCCGUGGCCCUGAUAGCUGUCGGAGGUUUCCCAGCCCCCUUCGGCUCCAUCUGUUCGAGAUUUCGGAGCCUGGCAGGCUACAAGAUGGCUACCGCUGCCAAGCUGGCCUCGUACUUCACUGGAGAGCGUGACGCCAAGGAGGCCGUCGUCGUAAAGGUAGGAUCACAGGCCCUCUCGACACGCCGAUUGACCUCGCUAUGCUAUAGCUUCCUGUUUCAUCCUUACCUGCUGGAGUUCGUGUUCCUUAAGUGCGUUCGUAUACAUAUCAAAAAUGAACAAACUAUCCCACUACUUCGCUCAUUGCGGAAACUUGCGCGAUAUUUGACUCGUGCGUUUAUUUCACUUACUACUGAGCGUUCAUCGGUGCCUGCGAUGUACUCCGUGCCGCAGGAGGUUGCCGAGGAUCCCGACGAAGGAGGCGCCGAGCCCGCCGCGGUCGAGGAACCAGACGUCUCCGUAGAAGCCGUACAGCAAACGGAGGUGCCAGCGCCGCCGCCGUCGAAGCCACAGGAGCUGCCCGUCGAGGGUCUCGCGUCGAGCGACCCAGUGCACGACUUCAAGAAGCAGUUCGCCGCGGGCUUCGCGGCCCUGGAAUUCGCCAACCAGCUCGAAAAGAGGCGCCUCGCCGCUAGCGGCACCCCGACAAUGAAGCCGCAACAGUUCGACGCUCAGGUCCUGCCCGUGCCCCUGGACCACUACAAGGACUACGUCACCGGUGGCGACACCGGCGGAUCGCUGAUGCGGGUCGCCGUAGUGGCGCAGAACAUCCCGAAGCAUUUCAACUCGCCGCAGCCACCGACCGGAGACACCGCUCAACCGUGGAACCAGCAGGGUGCUUCAGAAGUCCAUCCGGAACAGCCGAUGGAGCAGCAGCAGCCGCAGACCCAAGACUCCAGGACUGAACCGGCGUCACAGUCGUACUCCGGGGAACAGCACCAGGGCCCCAUCUUUCCUUACGGUGGCUGGCAGGCGGGACAACCGUCCGGCUACGUCGCGUACCCGCACUCUUCGUACAACGUUGCCGACGCCGCAGGUUCUGACGCUACUCACGAGCACACGACCGGUGAUGAACAUGCCACGCACUACAACAAACACCCCGACGGAGUCGUUCCUGGUAGCCAGUUCCCGCAGCAUUCUGAAGGUACGCCCGAUGCCGAGCCCACGCCGACCUCCCACAUGAUGGAGAGCAACGCGCCCGACAACCACCAGGGACCCAGGUACCGUCGUGAAGCGGACGUAGACGCCGAUGAGGUCUACUUUGCGAGAAGCCACCCCCCUGUACCCAAAGCGGAUCUCGACCUGAGUAGUCAGGAGCUGCGGACCGGACCUCUUAAGGACAUCAAGGUCCUCGACCUGACGGACUGUUUGGCAAAGGUCUUCUGCACGAUGGCUGCUCGUCCUAACGUGUUCGGCCCGUGGAGCGCCAACGUGACCGAAUACUUGAGGAAUAUCGAGAAGGUGCACGGCGACCCGGACAUGAUGUUCUGGAAGCAAGCGUCUGCUGCCGGUAGUGCGAACGAAGACUGCGAAGCACUGUUCAAAAAGUGCACGCCCCCCGCCGAACAGUUGAAGGAACUUAUAGACGGCAACUAUGCUCUUUAAAGCGCGCCUUUCAAUAGUCAC